Molecule: messenger RNA, 1314 nt
Organism: Paramuricea clavata
Lineage: Eukaryota; Metazoa; Cnidaria; Anthozoa; Malacalcyonacea; Plexauridae
Source: the annotation of a GenBank genome assembly
AUGACGACAAGCUGGUGUAUGCGCUUUGAAGCCAAGCACAGAUAUUUUAAGACGCUAGCUGCUGGCCUUGGAAAUUUCAAAAACUUGCCUUUUACAUUGGCUCAAAGGCACCAAAACAAGCAAUGCUAUGCUAUGUAUGACAUGUGUAAGCCCACUGAAUGCGGGCAAGGUAAUACCUAUUUCUUGGUCAGUUUUACUCUGAAUAAUGCCAGAUUGUUUUACUCACAUGAUUUUAUUUGUCUAGGGGAGAGUCUUGUGGUUUAAUGUGUUACAUACAUGUAGUCAGUUAUUACCCCAUACCAAGUCACAAUGUGCCCUAUGUUAUUGUGUUACGCUUUCUAACACCAGAUAAAUUUACUCGUCAAUUUUCUUAUGUCUUGUUAUGUAUAUACUCUGUGACUAGGUAAGCUGUGCAAAGCAGGUACAACAGUUUACUAUGAACUGGUAAAAGAUAAGGUGCCAGAAGUAACUGUGGAUUCUGCUAUUAAUGAGUGAGUUUAAUUUAUAAUUUAAUUUUAAUCAGUGUACUUCUUUCUUAGUCCCCCCCCCCACCUGGGAGAAUGGGGAUUUGAUUUGACUAUGCAUUCUGAAUACACAGAAAAAUCCUCAUACCUCUGGACAACUUUCUGGUCAAGACUAAGCUACAGUAAAAACCCCAUACCUCGUCUGUCUCGGAUUAUAAAACCAAUUAAGAGCUGGCAGGGAAAUUAUUUUACAACAGUUUUAAUAAGCCUUUUUAAAUUAUUUUAUUGCAAAUUCCCCCACCCCACAGGGAACAUAACAAACAAAAUACUUCAUAUGCCCCGUGAAAGUCAUAUAAUCCCCUACAAAUGCCCCUGUCAUCCCCCUAUUUCAUUUUUUUCUUCAGAGUUCCCAAACCCAAUACUGUAGCAAAUCAGAUCAUUUGUGAGAAAUUCUCUGUAAAGCAUCAUGGUUCUAGUUGUUGUUUGCUAAACUUUAGUCAUUUUGUCCCUUUUUAGGCUAACAUGGGCUUCUGUAUUUGGAACAAAAUACAAGACGGGAGCUGUGGUCCAGACUGGUUUUUGUCACCUGCUGCCAGUUUUUUCAGUAAUACAUGGAAUCAUACUUGUUCCUGGAGAUUAUGUGUUAUUGUUUGUUGUUGAACUAUUGGACACAAUACGAUUAAGUGAGCAUUACCAUUCCUAUGAAGUCCAAAAACCUAUGGAAAAGUCUUUUGAAAUUUAUUCCCAAGAAGAAUUUGCAACAUUUCUUCCAAUGCAUAUUACUAGCCCUGUUGGUGCCACUGGUUUAUAUGUAAAUGUUAAAUAUGAUACUGACUUAUUGAAUAUGUAA